AGUUAUAAUGUCAAAGCCGUCCAUAGACGGUUUCCUUAAUUGGCCAGCUUGUAGUUCACAAUAACAUUGUUGAUUUUACUACCUAUAUAAUGCCAACUUUGUACCUGUAAUUUGCAUGAAAAACAUCAGCAAGUGACGCUCUAAUGGCAAACCAAAUUUCAUAUUUUUCACGGCUUAUUCUAAUUGCUCUAUUAAAUAGUCUGCUUAUCACCUGCCAUGGAAUAUCAUAUGAUAGAAAGGCAAAUAAUUUUCUCCAUAAUCCUCUUUAUUAUCAUUUUAUCUUUCUUUUUUUUCUUCGUUUCUCUUCACAUAUAUGUUGAACAAUGCGGCCCAUUUCUCCAUAAAAAUGGAGCUCAAUGAUUUUUUUUUCCAUGCCAUGCACAAAAGAAUGAUCUGUAGAUACAUAAAUGCCCGAGUACUGUUAAAAUUAAUCAUUUUGUAAAAGCAGGUGUAUAUUGUGUACAUGGGAGACCAUCUGAAGGGUGAUAUCUCUUCAUCAUCAGCUCUUCAUAUCAGCAUGCUACAAGAAGUUGUUGGCAGUGAUGGAUCAGACUCAUUGAUCUAUAGUUACAAAAGAAGCUUCAACGGUUUUGCUGCAAAGUUGACCAAUGAGGAAAUGCUUAAACUGGCUGGCAUGGAAGGAGUGGUCUCUGUGUUCCCAAGUGAAAAGAAAAGGCUCCAUACGACAAGGUCAUGGGACUUCAUGAGCUUUUCCAAACAUGUUAGAAGAAGUACUGUGCUUGAAAGCAACAUCAUCAUCGGAAUGCUUGACACAGGAAUUUGGCCAGAGUCUGAAAGUUUUAGUGAUGAAGACUUUGGUCCUCCUCCAACCAAAUGGAAGGGCAUUUGCCAAGAGUCUUCCAAUUUCACCUGCAACAAUAAAAUAAUCGGUGCUCGAUACUACCGUAGCGAUGGAUACUUUGGUCCAGAUGAUAUUGUUUCUCCAAGAGAUUCAGAAGGCCAUGGUAGUCAUACUUCAUCAGCAGCAGCAGGGAACUUAAUUCAUCACGCAAGCAUGGAUGGACUUGGCUCAGGAACUGCUCGUGGAGGAGUUCCGUCUGCGCGAAUUGCUGUGUAUAAAAUUUGUUGGUCUGAUGGUUGUUAUGAUGCUGACAUUCUUGCAGCAUUUGACGAUGCUAUUGAUGAUGGAGUUGAUAUAAUUUCAAUUUCUGUUGGAGGUUUUUCUGCAAAAGACUACUUCAAUGACUCGAUUGCUAUUGGAGCUUUCCAUGCCAUGAAGCAUGGCAUACUUACAUCAGCUUCUGCAGGCAAUUCAGGUCCUUAUCCUGCAACCAUGUCAAAUUAUGCACCUUGGUUUCUCUCAGUUGCUGCUAGCACCAUUGAUAGGAAAUUCUUCACCAAGGUUAAGUUAGGAAAUGGAGACACCUAUGAGGGAGUAUCUAUAAAUACAUUCAACCUUAAUCAUAAAAUGUACCCUGUAAUUUAUGGUGGAAAUGCACCAGAUAUCGAUAAAGGAUUCAAUGAGUCUGUAUCCAGAUACUGCAUCAAGAAUUCCUUGGACAAGACCUUGGUGAAAGGAAAAAUUGUCCUUUGUGAUUAUAUAAGUAGUGGAGAGACGCAAUUAGUUGCUGAAGCAAUUGGUACUAUAAUGCAAGAUGGAUAUUACCAAGAUGCUGCUUACAAUUUCCCUUUACCAGCUUCACAUUUGAACUUGGAUGAUGGAUUUGAAGUUUCAGAAUAUGUGAACAGAACUAGAAAACCAACUGCAACAAUAUUCAAGAGCAUUGAGAAAAAGGAUAAACUGGCCCCAUAUGUAGUUUCAUUUUCUUCACGAGGACCUAAUCCUAUAACAAAAGACAUUCUUACGCCUGAUAUUGCAGCCCCUGGAAUAGACAUAUUAGCAGCAUGGACAGAAGGUAAUUCAAUAACAGGAUUUAUUGGGGAUGAUAGAGUACUUCCAUUCAACAUAAUUUCUGGAACAUCCAUGGCUUGCCCACAUGCAACAGCAGCAGCAGCUUACAUUAAGUCAUUCAAUCCAACAUGGUCUCCUGCUGCCCUCAAGUCUGCUCUGAUGACAACAGCAUUUCCCAUGAGUCCUGAAACUAAUCCAGAGGCAGAGUUUGCAUAUGGAGCAGGACAUUUAAAUCCUGUUAAGGCAAUUAACCCUGGUUUAGUAUACGAUGCUGGAGAGAAUCAAUUCAUACAGUUUUUAUGUGGACAAGGAUAUACGACUAAACAACUACGACUUGUUGCUGGGGACAAUAGCAGCUGUUCUAAAGUACCGAAAACAACCUCUUCAGAUCUAAACCUGCCUUCUUUCACUUUAUCCGCCCUGUCUGGCCAAUCUGUCGGUCGUGUCUUUCACAGAACUGUCACCAAUGUUGGAUCAGCUGUUUCUUCUUACAAGGCCAUUGUAAAUGCUCCAAAAGGGCUCAAGAUCAAUGUUACACCUGAUGUUCUUUCUUUCAAGAAUCUCGGAGAACAGAAGACCUUUAUUGUUACUGUAAUAGCGAAGAUGGGUUAUGCUUCAAUAUCUGGAUCUUUGAGUUGGGAUGACGGAGAGCAUCAAGUUAGAAGCCCUAUUCUUGCUUAUGUUUCUUCCUGA
This is a messenger RNA of Ricinus communis (castor bean), 2566 nucleotides long. Its product is annotated as cucumisin. The record is from RefSeq and is a predicted model, not a curated record. Lineage: Eukaryota; Viridiplantae; Streptophyta; Magnoliopsida; Malpighiales; Euphorbiaceae. The transcript is spliced from 9 exons. Gene Ontology annotation, biological process: proteolysis. Gene Ontology annotation, molecular function: serine-type endopeptidase activity. Bases 464 to 2566 code for a protein of 700 amino acids.